GUGUACUGCGGGAGACCAAAUAUAGUGAAUGCAGGGUCCGGAGAGAGCGGAUAUAGUGAAUGCAGGGUCCGGGGAGAGCGGAUAUAGUGAAUGCGGGGUUCGGGGAGAGCGGAUAUAAUGAAUGCAGGGUCCGGGGAGAGAGCGGAUAUAGUGAAUGCAGGGUCCUGGGAGACCGGAUAUAGUGAAUGCCGGGUCCAGGAGAGCGGAUAUAGUGAAUGCAGGGUCCGGGGAGAGCAGAUAUAGUGAAUGCUGGGUCCGGGGAGACCAGAUUUAGUGAAUGCAGGGAGAGCGGAUAUAGUGAAUGCAGGGUCCGGGGAGA
Molecule: messenger RNA, 319 nt
Organism: Staurois parvus
Lineage: Eukaryota; Metazoa; Chordata; Amphibia; Anura; Ranidae
Source: the annotation of a GenBank genome assembly